AUGAAAAAACUUCUCACCAAAUGCAACGGCAACUGGUCGGAGUUCCGCCAACGUCUUCUGGAAUGGCGAAACGUUCCAAGGUCCGACGGCUUCAGCCCUUCGCAAAUGCUAUUCGGCCGUAGACAACGCAGCCAACUACCGGCCAUACCCGCCUGCCACGCCCCCAUCGACCUCCUGGAAGGAGCAGCAGCAAAAAGAAACGCGGCUGAAAAGGGAAAGACAAACGCUGACAAAACAACGCGAAAGCUUAAACAGUUACACGUGAACGACGAAGUCUGGAUCCAAGAUCACAAAACCGGAAAAUGGAGAGAACGAGGCACCAUCACGUCCAUCAGGAAAGAUGGCCACUCCUACGUUAUCGUCUUACCCAACGGCUGGCGCUCCAUACGCAAUCGACGUUUUCUUCGUUUAUAUCGCGACCGUCCCCGAGCCAACAACGAAGAAGAACGCGCCCGCCAAAUCGAAACGGAACCAUCCGGGUCUCUCCAACUCAAGCGAACGAACGUCGCCCGACCGGAAAAAGUCUCAGC
This is a messenger RNA of Paramuricea clavata, 530 nucleotides long. The record is from the annotation of a GenBank genome assembly. Lineage: Eukaryota; Metazoa; Cnidaria; Anthozoa; Malacalcyonacea; Plexauridae.